Molecule: messenger RNA, 1718 nt
Organism: Cuscuta epithymum
Lineage: Eukaryota; Viridiplantae; Streptophyta; Magnoliopsida; Solanales; Convolvulaceae
Source: the annotation of a GenBank genome assembly
CACAUAUGUAUGUUGAAGUAUAUUUGUAGUAUAAUUUAAGAAAAAGUAUGUAUACUUAUAUAUUGAGCGGGUCGGGGAGGCACAAGUCAAUUCUAAUACCCAGACUCGCCCCAUUGUAUAGGCGGGGCGGGACGGACCCGCCCCAUUUGCAAGACGGGGCGGGGCGGACCCACCCCAAAUGUCUCGGUCCAGGACGGGUCAUUGCGGGUAGGUGUUUUUUUACAUCCCUACUAGCAACUCAGCUUGCUCUUCGCCAAAUUGAUCUUCCAAUAAAAAAAGAAUUCUGAAAUUAAUGCUUACUCUAAUCUAAAUAAACCCUACCAAAACGGUCAUCCGAUUGAAUUGAUUCACAAUAUACGUGCUCAAUGGAAGCGGCACCCCUGCAAAUUUCGAGGAUGGAAGGACAGAGCUCAGGAUCCGUUGAAGAAAAAACUCCAAAGGGCAUCCCCGGCCCAGGUGACUCAGAAUCCAUGCCAGCCUCUAAAAAGGCGAAAACGGGCAUGGAAGCGGGUACAAAUUCCAACCUAGCGGCCGGAUCCGCGGAUGCAACAAAUUAUAGGAAACGUACUAUUUGGAAUCCAAAAGUAGUGGAACAUCUCCGUGUAUGUCAGGGUGUUUCCUUGCUUAGAUGUGAAGAGGGUGGUCUGUGCACACGCAAUAUGAUUCCUGGUAAAGCUACGUACAAUGGGUACAUAACAUAUGUUCAGGAAGAAGAUGGGACAGUGGUUGAGUACAGACCAUGGAACACAUUCCGUUCCCCGCUGGCAGCUGCUAUUGCCCGUGCACCUGAGGAUAUAUUUGUAGCGCCUGGUUUUAGAGUCCUCUAUCUCGGAGAUGGCGAAGGAGCCAUAGCAACUGUUUCCCAUAUAUCUGAUAUUAUCGGAACCCGGGGAGUGGUGUAUGAAGUGGAAUCCUGUCUGCAAAAUGUUGCGGUGUUGGUGAACAUGGCGGCGAGGAGGGCUAAUGUUACUCCUAUCCUUGAAGAUGCAAGGCAACCUGAAAACUACCAAGCUGCCAUUCUCCGAAAGGUGGAUGUAGUAUACUGUGACAUGAGUUACAUUAGUGAGGAUGAGCAGGUUGCCAUUUUAUCAAAGAAUGUUAGCUUGUACUUGAAAGACGGAGGCUUUUUUCUGUUGACAUAUGAGGCGGGAGACAGAAACAGCUCAUUAUAUGAACGACGUAAGCGCUUACACACGGCGCUGGACGCAGAAAAGCUCUUCGUGAUAAAAGAUAUUUGUCUUGAGCCUCUUAUCCUAAAUGCUGGCCUUCUUUUUGGAGUGUAUAGGAAUGCCUCGUUAAUUUAAGGGUGGUUCUAUACACAGCCACAAAAUUGCUAUCCACCGACGCACAAUAAGAUCGCUGCCUCAAUUCAUUGCUAAUUUGUUAUGAAAUGUAUGGAGCUUCCUCGUUCUGCCAUCAACUGUCUAUGGCACCAUUCUUGCACCUCCUUUUCAUUCAAAUUUGCCUUCUCGAAGGAAUGAAGUAGAGCAGUCAAGUUGUUUGCUUCUUUUGAUCUGCUUCAAAAGCUUGUUUCCAACCUUUGAAUAUGUGUGCUGCCAUCAACGUUGAGAUUCUAAUGCGGCUGGAGGGCAAGUUUGGAAUAACAUUGGAAGAAGACAGAACUAAUGGAAUUUCAGUAGUUAAAAUGAUGCAUGUUUGAUCGAGGAACAUAGAGGAGCAAUUGUUUUCACAAGGCCAAGAUUCUCAUCCCAAUUUCC